GAGAGAGACAGUUACGACUUCACAUACGUGUCUUUUGGGUUUGUGGUCUUUGUAAUGUAUUUUCAAUGUCUUAUACCUAAACAGUUUUACAUCAAACUGCGGCUUAAAUUUAAAUUUUUUCUUUUAAAUUCACAAACAUCAUAUGUGUAAUUCAAACGGGAUCACAAUAUUUGUUGUCCCUCGCCAUUUACUGCUGGAAAUAUUUUUCCCGAAAUAAGUGCGGUGUGUAGAUAGAAUUGGCUUGGUUCAAAGCUGUUAAAGGCAGUUCAUAACUGAAGCUGACGCUAGGACCCAGCAGAGAAGCAGCCUGACUCAAGCUCCCGACCAGCGGACCUGUAAAGUAGCGACUGUAUCUGUCAGCAGUGGCUUCACACGCCUGCACACCAUAGCUUCACUCACUCACUCACUCACUCACUCACACACUCACUCAUGGGCCUGCAAUAAACUUCAGCAGUUCUCACAGGGACAGCAUCACCAGCGGAAUGGACACAAAAGCCACCAAAUCGAUGGAUGUGUUGGUGAGUGAGCUGGGCGUCCUGCUGAAGAUGCUGGACCAGGAGAACCUCAGCUCUUCCACGCAGGAGAAGAAGACCUCCGUGUGGAACCUCCUGCAGCAGAUACAGCCAUCAGGAACGGACUAUAUCUACAUGAACUCAUCAGUGUACAGAAAUGGCACCAGCUUUGUAGAGUCCCUCUUUGAGACAUUUGACUGUGAGCUUGGGGACCUGAAGGAUGUCACAGAUGAUCUGAAAGAAGACAAGAACACACAAAAUGACACUCUAAAACAGGAGAACUGUGCAGACUCCCCUGCCCCGCACUCAGCUGACUCUCCACCCCCUCUGCCCACAACGCCUCCUCCUGAGGACUACUAUGAGGAGGCAGUGCCACUCAGUCCGGGCAUGAUGCCCGAAUAUAUCAUUACACGAGUCAGGCCUAGUCCCCCCAACUCUAUAGAGGAUGGGUAUGAAGAUGCUGAAAACAACUACCCAACUACCUGCAUAAACUCACGCCGCAAAAACUCAUACAACGACUCUGACGCUCUGAGCAGUUCCUACGAGUCCUACGAGGAGGAUGAAGAAGAGAGGAGCCCCAGCGUCCAACUCACUCAUCAGUGGCCCUCGGAUGAGAGCUCCAUGCCUCCUGCCAGGGACUGUCGCAUCUGUGCCUUCCUGCUACGCAAGAAGCGAUUCGGCCAGUGGGCGAAACAGCUCACUGUCAUACGGGAGAACAGACUACAGUGCUAUAAGAGUUCUAAGGACACAUGCCCCUAUGUUGACCUGCUGCUGCCCCAGUGCACUGCGGUCUAUGCACCCAAAGACAGCAAGAGGAAGCACCAUGAACUCCGGUUCACCUUACCCAAUGGAGAUACACUGGUGCUGGCUGUACAAAGCAAGGAGCAGGCCCACAGAUGGCUUAGAGUUGUUAGAGAGGUGAGCGGUCAGAGCGCAGGGCCUGAGGAAUCUGCGUCUCCCGUCCUUCCAAGAAAACCUGAAGUUGAUAAGAGGUUAUCUGCAGAGAGGAACACGUCAGAUUCAGACAGUGUGGGUGUGUCAACUGCAGAGAACUGCAGAGAGAACGGCAAGGUGAAACGGGGUGCUUUCGCUGCAGGCCGUAAAAUCACACGUAUCAUCAGCUUCUCCAAGAAGAAGCCCCCUCGGCCAGAAGAUCCCAGGACAUCCUACAGCGACCCUCGACAAGGCUACCUGUCGUUGUUGGUGAAUCAGGUGUGGCGGGAACAGUGGUGCUGUGUGUGCAGAGGCUCCCUUCACUUCUACCACGACAAAGGAGACCCUCGGACCUCCCUGCCUUCACUUCCUCUGCACGGCUGUGAGGUGGUCCCGGGGCUGGGACCAAAACAUCCCUUUGCCUUCCGAAUCCUACGGAACAGCACAGAGGUGGCAGCUCUGGAGGCUAGCAGCUCUGAGGAACUUGGAAGGUGGCUCGGAGUCCUCUUGGCAGAGACAGGCUCCGCGACAGAUCCAGAGUCACUGCAUUACGACUAUGUUGACGUGGAAACCAUCGCAAACAUCCGCGACGCUGCUCGGCAUUCCUUCCUGUGGGUCACGUCCUCCAGCAGUACCUCCACAGACUCCAGAACAUAUGAUGAGGUCCCCAAUGAGGACAUGCAGUCAGAGGAGAACCGCAGACAGCAGUCUGGGAAUCAGGGCAAGCGGCGCUCAAGUUUCUCCAGCAGCGACUCUGACAGAACCAAGCCUUUAGUCUCCCUAAAACGAACAGGUUCAAACGCCAACCAAUAUGGAAAGUAUGGGAAAACGCGAGCUGAAGAGGACGCCAAGCGUUACCUGAAAGAGAAAGAGGAGCUGGAAAGAGAGAGGGAUGGGGUACGAAAUGCACUAGUGACCCUCCGACAGGAGAAGAAAUUGCUGAAGGAAGAGCUGAAGACUGCCUCUGAGAGGAGGAAAUCCUCCCUGAACAAGCGUGUGUCCCAGCUGGAGGACGCCUGUCGAGGUAAAGAGGCGGAGAGGGUGGACUUGGAGCUCCGGCUGACUCAGGUCCAAGAAAACCUCAAGAAGAGCCUGGCUGGCGGAGCACUGGGUGCACCUGUUGAGACUAAACCCCCUGUUAAGGGCUCCAGCAAAAAGACACAGAAUAUCUACUGUGAGUCUUUACCAGUGAACUGUGCCUUAGAGAUGCGUAGGAGACCUCCAUCUGUUUAUGCUUCUUCUGCAGGAACUGUCAUGCAGAAGGCAAAGGAAUGGGAGUCAAAGAAAGGAACCUAAGAGCAGUGCCAUGGACAGGACUGGAGAUAGAAUGUAUGGAUGUCAGGAUCCGACUAUCGUGACAUUCAGUCCUACUAAGGAUAACCUUCCAUCUGCAACCCAAAGCACAGCCGUGCUUCAUUUUGGAUUAGAGGAAAUAAACUGUUAUGAAAGAACAUUGCCACUAGGUGGAGGUACAUCUCACUGAAUAUUUACUUUUCUGCCUUCCUAAAAGGACUACUCCAUAUGUGAGGAAUCCAACAACUGCUCACUCUCUGUAUCCAAGUAUUUUUUAUUGUCUUUGGUGACACAGAUUCAAAUGUGGUAAACGGAAAACAGAGAGAGCAGAGUUUAUGAAAGAAAAGACGCAAGAAAAAGUGUACUGGAAAGCACAACAAUGGAAAUAAUGGAAAGGCAACGCAGGAUUGCAUUCUCAUCCGGUGUUGCAUAUGGUGGAAUGUUUGAUUGCUAAGGUGUCAUGUGAGAAAUGGGAUGUGUUUGAAAAAUAGGAUGGAGGCAGUUCAAGCCGUGAUGUUACUUUUAUAAAAUAUAAUGGUGUUUUAUUCUGCCUGUACAGAGUGAGCCAUGACUACUGUUUUGUUCUGUUUUAUACUUUUAUACCGUUCAAUGAUUCAUUUCUCAUUAUCGCCACAAGACGUGCCUAAUUUACUUGCUAUGUGCCAUGGAGUGUAUUAUCAUUUAUUGACUGCACUUAUUAGCUUCUCCUCUGAGGUAGAAGUUGUGCUAUCUGGCAUCUGCUGAAUCAUUUGGUUGGAUCCUACAUCCACUUGACCCUCUUUGGCACGCAUGCAAAUAAAGUAGUUAACUAGUCCUGCUAGAGAGAACUGAAUGAGUGACAAGGUGGCGCUAUUCAGUGAUACAAACCAAUCUUUUUCUGAGUGGGGGAAAUCUCCACUAUAUGUCAUUUUAACAACUGUUCUGCUGAACCUGUGGUUGACUUUUGCACUUUACUGUUCUCCUACCUGGAUAAGGGAAUAAUAAAUGUGUGUCUUAUUCUCAAACAUUUAAUCAUUUGUUACAAUGCAGACACUGAAUUUAUUCCUCAUUAAAAUGAAUUCUCAGUAA
Messenger RNA from Micropterus dolomieu (smallmouth bass), 3806 nucleotides. It is a transcript of the gene afap1l1a, whose product is annotated as actin filament associated protein 1-like 1a. The coding region runs from base 483 to 2741 and encodes 752 amino acids. The record is from RefSeq and is a predicted model, not a curated record. Gene Ontology annotation, molecular function: SH3 domain binding. Gene Ontology annotation, cellular component: cytosol. Lineage: Eukaryota; Metazoa; Chordata; Actinopteri; Centrarchiformes; Centrarchidae. The transcript is spliced from 20 exons.